AUGUCUACUUGGGGGUGGCACAACUUCUCUUCACCGACAACCCCGAAUCAGACCUCUGUAGAUGAUUACACUGGGCUGAACUGGUGGACUCCACCGCUUAAUUUUUCUGGUGACGGACAGCUCGUCAAUUACGCACAGCCGAACCCUGCUGAGAACGAAAUAUCCACUUGGUUGAUCCAGAAUCCCCAGAGGCUGAACCUCGGAAACAUAGGACUUUGGUUUGGCGGUACAAAUGUUACCGAGGACCGCCUCGAGGACAAAUCACAAGUCCUGGAUCUGUGGACCGGGACAAUCUUCUCCAAUUUUACAUAUAAUGGAAGCAAGGUCACGGUUGAGGUCCGAGCAGCACCAGAUACUGACACUGUCGGUAUCAGUGUUGAAUCUGAUCUGCUCUCUGCUGGUUCUCUCGGCCUGUUCUUUGACUUCCCAUAUUCGGAUCGCAACAAGUUUGAUGCUCCUUUCGUAGGAGUCUGGAAUGCAACGAGCAAUCACUCGACAUCUCUGGAAACUGCAGGCAGCCGGGCCACCAUUAAACAUACGCUAGACGACAAUAGCUACUACUUGACGGCACAAUGGGAUGGCAACGGGAAGAUCACAGGACCAGAGGAUGGCACUCAUCGAUACUUUCUUACAAUUUCUGGAUCAGCAAAGCUGGAUAUGACCGCAAACUUCUCUCCAGAUGGAGCGGCAUCCCAGAAAUCUCUUGAAGAACUGGGUUUCGAGUCGAGAGCUUGGUGGGAGUCAUAUUGGAGCUCAGGGGCUUUCAUUGAUCUCACUUCUGUCGAUUCGGCAAAUGCAACCGAGCUACAGAGACGAAUUAUCCUGUCGCAGUACCUCCUGGCUGUCAAUUCGGCAUCCUCUUUCCCACCACAGGAAUCAGGACUCGUCAACAACGGAUGGUACGGCAAAUUCCACCUCGAAAUGAUCUUUUGGCAUCUCGUACACUUUGCCCGAUGGAACCACUUUGACCUGAUGUGGAGAAGCGUACCAAGUAUGUACGAUCAGUUUCUUCCUUCCUCAGUCGAGAGGGCCGCCGGGCAGGGCUACAAAGGCGCACGCUGGGGAAAGAUGACGGACCCGAGCGGGCGAAGCGCACCGGGAGAAAUCAACUCCCUAUUAAUUUGGCAGCAGCCUCAUCCUUUGUACUUUGCCGAGGUAGAAUACCGCUCCUUUCCCAACGACACGACUUUGGAGAGGUGGGAUGAGGUACUCACAGCAUCGGCUGACUUCAUGGCCUCUUUCCCUUGGUUUGAUAACUCAACCGGCGUAUACAACCUUGGGCCGCCGAUGUACCCUGUUUCGGAAAACACAAACCCGAAUGUAACAAUCAACCCGACUUUCGAAUUGGCGUACUGGCGAUUUGGACUUGAUAUUGCUAUCAAGUGGAAGGAGCGUCAAGGACAGUCCGUUCCCGAGGACUGGGUUACCGUUAGGGACAAGCUUGCGCCUUUGCCUGUGGUGGACGAUACAUAUCCUGUGUACGAAGGCAUCCCAAAUAUGUGGAGCGAUAAUGCAACUACAAACGAUCAUCCAGCAAUGGCUGGAAUCUACGGCUGGCUGCCGCCUCCGAUGAGCGGGCCUAGUUUGAACCUGACCAUCGUCCAGAACACGGCCGACAAGAUUCUAGAGCUCUGGGACUUAGAAGAGUCAUAUGGAUGGGAUUUCUCCCUGUUGGCCAUGAACUCACUGAGGCUGGGCGAUGUGAACCAGGCCGUUGCCUACCUCCUCCAUCCCGUCUUCCAGUUCGACGACGCAGGAUAUCCAGUAGGAGGGUCUCGUGUUCCAACGCCGUACUUUCCUAAUGCGGCAUCUCUGCUGCUUGCAACGUCUAUGAUGGGAGGCGGUUGGGGUGAAGAGCCGGGCCCGCAUUUCCCGGAGGACUGGGAUGUUACGGUCGAGGGGUUCACUCCUGGAUUAUAG
This is a messenger RNA of Diaporthe citri, 1920 nucleotides long. RefSeq lists its product as uncharacterized. Lineage: Eukaryota; Fungi; Ascomycota; Sordariomycetes; Diaporthales; Diaporthaceae. The record is from RefSeq and is a predicted model, not a curated record. The coding region runs from base 1 to 1920 and encodes 639 amino acids. Gene Ontology annotation, biological process: carbohydrate metabolic process. The transcript has 4 exons.